CGUUGCUUUGAGAGGCGGUCUGACCCGCAGCACUGACCGGGGGAAGUAAAACUGUCAAUGUCACAGGUUCCUGGAUUAGCAGCUGCUUCGUCCACUGAUAACACCGGCGAUAGAAGGAGAUAACCUCCUCCUGUAUGAAGACUUAAACCAGGAGCUUCGCAGCAGCUUCUUCACAUCGUUUCCAGGCAGCAUGAACUCCCUCCCAGGCAAAGCUGCGCUUUCUCUGUGCAGGCGCACGGCGUCGGCUAGCGGGCUGAGGAUCUUCGCCGGGUCACCGGGUCACACUACAGGGAUCCUGCCGGCGGACAGAGCUUCUUUCCAGGCUGUGCGGGUCUGCCACAACGGGAAGGGCAGCAAGGGCAGCGUCAGCACCAAGAAACGAGGCUAUGACAUCACUAGAAACCCACACCUUAAUAAGGGAAUGGCAUUCACCCUGGAGGAGCGUUUACAACUGGGCAUCCACGGUCUGCUGCCCCCUUGCUUCCUGUCCCAGGACGUGCAAGUCCUGCGUGUCAUGAAGAGCUAUGAAACGCGCGUCAAUCCUCUGGACAAGUACAUCCUGCUGAUGACUCUGCAGGACAGAAACGAGAAGCUCUUCUACCGCUUGUUGACCUCCGACGUUGAGGAGUUCAUGCCCAUUGUUUACACUCCGACCGUCGGGUUGGCAUGUCAGCAAUACGGACUCGCCUUCAGGAGACCACGUGGACUCUUCAUCACCAUCCACGACAAAGGUCACAUUGCCACUAUGCUUAACUCCUGGCCAGAAGAGGACAUUAAGGCCAUCGUGGUGACAGACGGUGAGCGUAUCCUCGGUCUGGGAGACCUCGGCAGCUAUGGGAUGGGGAUUCCGGUCGGGAAACUGGCGCUCUACACAGCGUGCGGCGGCGUUCAGCCGCAGCAGUGCCUCCCCGUGCUGCUCGACGUCGGCACUGACAACCAGGCGCUGCUCGAUGACCCGCUGUACAUCGGCCUGAAGCACAAGAGGAUCCGGGGGAAAGAGUACGAUGAUCUUAUCGAAGAGUUCAUGCAGGCAGUGACGGACAAGUACGGGAUGAACUGUCUGAUCCAGUUUGAGGACUUCGCCAACAGCAACGCCUUUCGCAUCCUCAACAAGUACAGGCACAAAUACUGCACCUUCAACGACGACAUCCAAGGCACAGCGUCGGUAGCUGUUGCCGGGGUCUUGGCUGCUUUAAAGAUCACCAAGAACCAACUGUUAGACCACACUUUUGUUUUCCAGGGAGCCGGUGAGGCUGCUCUGGGUAUCGCGCACCUGCUUAUCAUGGCCAUGGCUAAAGAAGGGGUAUCCAAAGAGGAAGCUGCCAAGAAGAUCUGGAUGGUGGACUCAAAAGGCCUCAUUGUGAAGGGAAGAGGCCACCUGAACCAUGAGAAGGAGGAGUUUGCCCACGAGCACCCACACCUGAAGACCCUGGAGGAGGUGGUUCAAACCAUCAAACCCACCGCCAUCAUCGGCGUGGCUGCUAUCGGAGGAGCGUUUACUGAGAAGAUAAUCAAAGACAUGGCUUCCUUCAACGAGAGGCCCAUCAUCUUUGCCCUCAGUAAUCCCACCAGCAAAGCAGAGUGCACAGCCGAGGAGUGCUACCAGCUCACAGAGGGUCGGGGCAUCUUUGCCAGUGGAAGUCCGUUCGACAAGGUGACGCUGGCUGACGGACGCACCUUCUACCCCGGACAGGGAAACAACGCCUACGUGUUUCCCGGAGUCGCUCUGGGCGUGAUCGCCUGCGGCGUCCGCCACAUAUCUGACGACGUCUUCCUCACCACCGCUGAGGCAAUCGCUGACAUGGUAACAGAGGAACAUCUGGCCGAGGGGAGACUUUAUCCUCCUCUGAGCACCAUCAGAGAGGUCUCCUUAAAGAUAGCCGUGAAGCUUGUCAACUAUGCAUACAAAAACAACGUGGCCUCGCUUUAUCCCGAGCCGCAAGACAAGGAGGCGUUUGUGCUGUCUCACGUCUAUAGUCCAGAUUAUGACUCCUUCACGCUGGACACGUACAGCUGGCCUCAGGACGCCAUGAAUGUCCAGGACGUGUGAUCCCGCAGCACCGUCCACCCUCCGUCUCCCUCUGAAUGAAAUGAUGCUGCCGUGAUGUCGCGCACAAUUUCUGUAUCGUCUCCAAAUGUAUUUCACUAAUGAUUCUUGUGCUGUUUUUUUUCUUUCUUCGAUUGAUAGCUGUCCAGUGGUGAGUCAAACGCACACCGUGUUAAUGAUUUUCUGUCCAGUUUCCAGUGCUGUACUCGUAUUUAUCAGUUCUCUGAAUGUCAUGGCUAAGAAAAACACUCGAUAUCCACACAGCGGCACAAGUGUUUCCUCUGUGACUCAAAGUCAGUUCUUUAGGAGAGGAAUCUGAGCUGGUGUGUGAGCAACAAAGCAGUGGUUCAUAUUGCAGCACAGUUCUUUUCUUCUCUGGACACAGAGGAACAGAGGACAUCAUUUAUGAAAGCCGUGUCUAAAAUAACCUCAGCUGAAAACUCUCCUUUGUGCCUCUUCCUGUGUGACCUCAGGGCAUCACUUCCUCCAGAUCAUGAGUUAAAAAUCUCUGUAUUUGUUGUUCGGUGGACGGCAGAGAACAGGCUCUCGUAUUAAAAAAAGCAGCUGCUCCUUCGUAGUUUACACUCCU
Solea senegalensis (Senegalese sole) is the source of this 2636-nucleotide messenger RNA. RefSeq names its product malic enzyme 3, NADP(+)-dependent, mitochondrial (gene me3). Lineage: Eukaryota; Metazoa; Chordata; Actinopteri; Pleuronectiformes; Soleidae. The transcript is spliced from 15 exons. The record is from RefSeq and is a predicted model, not a curated record. Gene Ontology annotation, molecular function: NAD binding; malate dehydrogenase (decarboxylating) (NADP+) activity; malate dehydrogenase (decarboxylating) (NAD+) activity. The coding region runs from base 191 to 2050 and encodes 619 amino acids. Gene Ontology annotation, biological process: pyruvate metabolic process; malate metabolic process. Gene Ontology annotation, cellular component: mitochondrion.